UGCUCGCUCCACCCAUCGGUCGUUACAGCCAUGUCCUCCAUUGAAAAGCUAUUGAUCCGAGGAAUACGGUCCUUUGAGUCUGAUUCUGGAGAGGCAGCGACCAUUACAUUUUUCUCACCUCUCACCCUUAUCACUGGACACAACGGGUCAGGAAAGACUACGAUCAUUGAAUGCCUUAAGUAUGCCACGACUGGCGAUUUACCCCCUGGCAGCAAAGGUGGAGCCUUUGUGAACGACCCAAAGAUGUCGGACAGCCCAAGCGUUAAGGCGCAAGUUCGGCUCCGGUUCAAAAACGUCAACAACCAGACCAUGAGCAUCAUUCGAUCCUUGUCCCUUACGGUCAACAAGAAAACGUAUACGCAAAAGACACUUGAGAACGUAUUAGCUGCAAUGGACCCGCAGACAGGAGAGCUCGUCACUAUCAGUGCCAAAUGCGCGGAAUUAGACGCCGAUGUUCCAAACCAUCUCGGCGUAUCACGGGCGAUCCUGGAUAACGUCAUUUUCUGCCAUCAAGAGGACUCCAACUGGCCGCUGUCCGAACCGAGUAUUUUGAAAAAGAAGUUUGACGACAUUUUUGCUUCCACAAAAUACACGAAUGUGCUGGAUUCUAUAAAAAACAUCAGGAAGGAGAAGACGCAGGAUCUCAAGGUCAUGCAUACUAGUUUGGAGUUUAUCCGACGGAAUAAGGAAAAGGCGGAAAAGGUUCGGGAAUCGCUGGAUAGAAAUAUUGAGAACGCUGGGAACAGCCAACAGAGGAUCGAACAGCUGGAGCUCGACAUUGACAAAUGUGUGGACGAGGUCAGCCGACUCAUGGGAAAGACGCGGGAGAUCCAGGCGAUCGAAGCAACGUUGAGCGCUCUCACACAUGAACAUAGGGCGGCAUUGGCGAAUAUCCGGGAGCUGGAAGGAACAUUUAUGCUUUAUUUGGAGGACGAUUCAGAGUUGCAGGAGAUGCUCUUCAAGCACGAUCUCAGUCAGAAGACUGCCGGUCAGGAAAAAGCGAGGCAGGAGCAACUGAAACAAAGGGCUGCAAGCGCAAUCGCUAACCUGCAGAUGUCCGUGAACAGCAAUCAACAGAGCAUUGGUCAACUCAAGGCAUCUUUAGAUGCGAACAAGAAGAAACAGGCCGACCGAGAUCACUUGAUCAGCGAACUUGCCAAUCUUUACUCGUUCGAAGGAUUCGAUUCAUUGCCAUUGACGGGUUCAGAGAUCUCGAGGUUCGUCAACAAGCUGGAUAUUCAUGUACAGCAGAAGGUACGGGAGGUUGAGAGCCUCAAAAGUGAGAGCAUGGCUAAGGAGCAGGAACUUCGAUCGCAACUGUCAGACAUCAAGGCCAAGACAGAAAUGUUUUCGUCGCUUAAAUCGAGGACCCACUCAGCCAUUUCGUCUGCCAGAGGGAAACUGCGACAGCAGAACCUGGAGCUCUCAAGGUAUCAAUCUGCUGAGGAGGACAUUGCAUCAACUGAAAAGCUUUUGGCUGACCAGGAGACUGCACUUGCCGCUCUCAAAUCCAGCGAUCCUGGACUGGAUUCAUUGGAAUCGCAGAAGCGUGCUAAAGCCGCCGAUGUCGAGGCGUUUGAGAACGAGCUGUCCAAACUGAGCGAAAUGAGCGCAGCGCAUGUCAAGAACGCAGGAUCUCGAGCAAGAAUGACACUACUGAAAAGCAAGCAUACUCAACGGACUGAGCAGAUCCAGGCCAUCAUGAGAGAGAAUCACGACAGCCUCUUGUCAAUCUUGACAGAGGUUCCAACCCCGGAGACGCUUGAGGACUGUCUGCUGCCGACUCUAAAGGAGAAGGAGGUCGCCAUCCAGACAUCCAAGGAGACUCUUGAGGAAUUCAGGCGAGAGCAAUCGAGCUAUGGUAUUCGUACGGAUGGUAUAAUAGCACAACUGCAAAAGCAUGAAGCGACCGUUUCAGAUUGCGAGCGCAAGAUUGCAGCAGAAUGCGGGGCUGAGGCGCUUCCGGAGCUAUUGGCAACCAAAGAGGAAGCCGCUACAGAGCUGCGCGAGCAGGCGCAGGAUAUGAAGACCAUGAGUGCCAUGUACGGACGUUUUGUUAUCAUGGCGGAAAAGAAACACGCGUGCCCACUCUGCUCACGAGGUUUUGAUGCGACUCUUGAGGCUCAAUUCAUGGCUAAGCUUCGGCGAUUGAUGGAGAAGGCAGAAAACGACGAUGAGCGCGAGUUGGUUGCCUUGGAAGCAAGUCUAAAUACACUUCGGUCUUUGAAGUCGGUGUGGGAUACCGCGGAGCGCCUGAAAUCGACAGAAAUACCUAUUCUCAAGAAGGAUCUGGCGGACCUAGAAGAAAAAAAAGCGGCUGCGAUGACUAUGCUUGAAUCUGCCGACAUCGAAGUCACGACAUUGACGACCGAGAUGGAUGACUUGCGACGACUUGCAGCUGUGGCCAAGAAUGCGAUGGAAUUAUGCAAGGAGAACAGCAGAGACGGUGCUAUGAUCAGGGAACUCGAAACCGAACUUCUUUGUGCUGGGUCAACCCAUUCUACGGAGGAGCUGCAGGCCGAGUACAAUGCCGUCAAGCAAAAAGUACAGUCUUCUCGACAGGAUUUAAAUCAUCUGCAGCAGCAAAUUGCUCAGACAACUACAGAGAUUCAGCGAAAGGAGCAAGUCGUUCGAUCGCUGAGGGAAAAGCAUAGCCAGCUCCUGAAUCAACGCCAACGCCAGGCACAAAUCAGCGAACAGAUCGCAGAAACCGAGUCGACUAUCCAGGAUCUCACAGCGGAGCUAGAACAGCACGAGGACGAGAACCGGAAUAUCUUGCCAGAAUUAAACAGAUUGAACGAACAAUUGCGGCAGACAGCAGCAGAGGGACAAGCCAAGGAAAUUAGCGCACAGCAAAUCAUUUCAGGGCUUCAAGGGAACCUGGGAAAAGUGCAGAUGUACAAUAAGGAUCUCGAGCGAAUGGAUACUAAGGCCGCCAUGAUGGACCUCUCAAAUAUGGAGGCCACCACUGAUACUUACAUUGAGGAGAUUCAGCAGCAUAUCAAUGAAGUCCAGGCAGCAGAAAAUGAGAUGCAAGCUCUUCAAGAGCGGUUAGCAGAGUUCAAGAAUCUGCAGCGCAACAUCGAUGACAACUUGCGCUAUCGACGAUACAAGGCUAAGGCGCAGGAGCUAGAGGCCAAGAUUGCAGAGACAGCAUCCAAGAAAGAUGGCGAGGCUCAAGAGACAUAUUCGCGUCAACUGAACCGUCUCAGCAAACGCCAAUCCGAGCUCACUGCGGAGAAGGCUGGUCUGAAGGGUGAGCUUCGGCAGUUGCAGGAUCAAAAGCGGCAGUACGAAGAGGAGCUAAGCGGAGAAUACAAGGACGUUGUGCAGAAAUACCACGACAGUCUGAUUGCGUACAAGACAACCGAGUUGGCAAUGCAGGACCUAGAAAAGUAUACCAAAGCUCUGCAAAGUGCUAUUGUCGAAUAUCACUCGAUGAAGAUGGAGGAGAUCAACAAGACUAUCAAGGAGCUUUGGACCAAUACCUAUCGUGGCACAGAUAUCGACACGAUUGAGAUCCGAUCGGACCAAGAGGGCCUACGAGCGAACCAGACUUACAACUACAGGGUAGUGAUGAUUCAGCGUGGUCGUGUGAUGGACAUGCGUGGCCGAUGUAGUGCAGGACAGAAGGUUCUGGCAUCGAUCAUCAUACGAUUGGCGUUGGCAGAAUCGUUCUCGCUCAACUGCGGCAUCCUGGCGCUCGAUGAGCCCACGACGAACCUGGACGAGGCAAAUAUUGCACAACUGGCGCAGAGUCUCAAGAUGAUCAUUGAAAAGCACCGAGAACAAAGCAACUUUCAGCUGAUCGUCAUCACGCAUGACGAGGACUUUUUAAAGAUGCUGAGUCUGUCAGAUUAUGUUGACUACUACUACCGGGUCAAGAAGAACUCUGAACAAUACAGCACCAUUGACAGGCUCGCUGUUGCGGGUGCAUAAGAAUCCAAGUGGCCUCUGCACUCCUGCAUUAUCGUUGCAUAGCCGCCGUCUCUGUUACACGAAACUCAGAAUAAAACGACCGUGAAUUACUCGCAGCAAUUUCCAAUGUUCUUUUAUCAUGGGUUAUUGACUUCUCGACAAUAUAACCCCACUAAGAAUUCCAUCUCAACUCAAACAUGCGUAUAAGUGGCCACCGUCCCU
Molecule: messenger RNA, 4140 nt
Organism: Gamsiella multidivaricata
Lineage: Eukaryota; Fungi; Mortierellomycota; Mortierellomycetes; Mortierellales; Mortierellaceae
Product: AAA domain-containing protein
Exons: 16
Coding region: 31-3939 (1302 amino acids)
Biological process (GO): telomere maintenance via telomerase; telomere maintenance via recombination; chromosome organization involved in meiotic cell cycle
Cellular component (GO): nucleus; Mre11 complex; condensed nuclear chromosome
Molecular function (GO): ATP hydrolysis activity; double-stranded telomeric DNA binding; single-stranded telomeric DNA binding
Source: RefSeq, a predicted model, not a curated record